AUGAGACCCUUUCCAAGCAGGCUGGUCUGGAAUUACGUCAGUUCCCGUUAGCCGGUUGUCUUAAGAUAUGUCAGAUAAAACGAUGCAUUCGUGGAUUUAAUACCCGGUGUACGAAUUAACGCAGUCGGCCGGCUAUGCGUUGGACUCUGGUCAAAAUAAACAAUCUGUAUCAUGAAUGUUUUACCCGGACAUCUGAUGGGGCGACUGGGCAAGACGGCUGAACAGACACACCAGUGUUUUAAGUAGGCUUUUCCAUUUACACACCCGAUUGACAAGCAUCCUCCAAACCCGCAUGCUUUAUAAACAGACGGGACCUCCGGACGACCUGUUAAAGAUGACUCAAAGGGAGAAUUGGAAGUUGCAGCAUGAGCGGCUCCACGUCAAGCACCGCGGGCAUGAGGCCAUGCACGCGGAGAUGGUGCUUAUCCUCAUCGCGACCCUGCUAGUGGCGCAGGUGGUGCUUGUGCAGUGGAAACAGCGGCACACGCGCUCCUACAAUCUGGUGACUCUGCUCCAGAUGUGGGCAGUGCCUCUCUACUUUACCAUCAAGCUGUACUGGUGGAGGUUCCUCUCCAUGUGGGGGCUCUUCUCCCUAGUCACCAGCUACGUCCUCUUCAGAGCCACGCGGAAACCCCUGUCCUGCCACACCCCCAGGAUGGUGUAUAAGUGGUUCCUGCUUAUCUACAAGCUGAGCUACGCUGUGGGGGUUCUGGGCUACGUGGCUAUCAUGCUCACCAUGUUCGGCUUCAACGUCUUCCUCAGGGUGAAGGCUGAGGACUCCAUGGAUGUGGGAGUGAUCAUGUUGUUCUAUGGUCUGUACUACGGUGUUAUGGGCCGGGACUUUGCAGAGAUCUGUUCUGACUACAUGGCCUCUACCAUUGGGUACUAUAACAGGGACGGUAUGCCCAGCAGAAGUCUGACAGCCGACAUCUGUGCAGUGUGUGGGCAACCCAUUCUGGUUGACCUGGAUCAGGAGGGAAUUAUAGAAGAUACCUACCAACUGUCCUGCAACCACAUAUUCCACGAGUUCUGUAUCCGCGGCUGGUGCAUUGUGGGUAAGAAGCAGACGUGUCCGUACUGCAACGAGAAGGUAGACAUGAAGAGGAUGAUGAACAACCCCUGGGAGAAGACCCACUUGCUCUAUGGCCAGCUGCUUGACUGGCUCAGGUACCUGGUGGCCUGGCAACCCAUCAUCAUUGGAAUCGUGCACGGAAUCAACUUCUCCCUGGGCCUAGAAUAGAGCCUUGGGGAACUCUGUGUUCAACAGCCUUCUGGUAUACAGGAGGGUUUCCCCCUUGUAUCUGACCACUCGCUGGACUUUGAUGAAAAAGCCUUUUGUACGAAGUUUUUCAUAGUUUUACUGCUGCGGUGCUUCCAUCCAUGUUGCUAUGGACUCCUUGGCCUGUGCUUUUAGGUUUUCAUUUCAUCUAAAGCCACGGUUGUUGAAAUAUGUUGAAGGAUAUGUAACUGGGAUAUUUGUGUUAUUAUCAACAAGCAAAGAGAAUGUUUUUCAUACCAUGCAAACUGUCAUGGGAGCCCAGAUAAACCCACACAGUGUUAGCCUGCUGUUAGCUUAAAUGACAGCUGUAGACCGAGAGAUUAAAAAAACGCCAUAUUAUUUAUUAAGUUAUCCACCUUUUUCGACCUUUUUUUUUUUACAGACUUGCCAAAUUGUUUGUUAAUGAGUUUUAAUGGAGGUUUAAGGCUAGCGGAACAGAGAGUUGUUUUAACUUUCAUGAUCAAUCUUCUAAGAAAGUUAACAAAUGCCUUCAAAUAAGACCGUAAAUUACCAAAUAGCAUUGGUGUUUUCUCAUAAUCUUGGUCUGUGAUUGGUCAGCGCUUGAAGGUGAAAGCCUUUAUUAGCUCAGGAAAUAGUUUCUUUCAACAUUGCCACGAAUGCCAAAUUAAAAGCCUUUCAAACUGAAUAAAAGCCUUUCAAACAAGUA
Molecule: messenger RNA, 1946 nt
Organism: Gadus morhua (Atlantic cod)
Lineage: Eukaryota; Metazoa; Chordata; Actinopteri; Gadiformes; Gadidae
Gene: rnf175
Product: ring finger protein 175
Exons: 8
Coding region: 293-1240 (315 amino acids)
Biological process (GO): ERAD pathway
Cellular component (GO): endoplasmic reticulum membrane; Golgi membrane
Molecular function (GO): metal ion binding; ubiquitin protein ligase activity
Source: RefSeq, a predicted model, not a curated record